AUACACACACACACACACACACACCACACGCACGCACGCACAUACUCUCCACAGGAAACUCCAUAAUGCGAAGGCACCUCAGAGCAGACGGGUGCAUUGCUCAAACCAAGUGGGAUACGGUGCGGCUUUGAUAGUGCGUUAAUUACUCAUGUGAUGUGAUACAGAUGUCUGGGGGCUUCAGCCGAAAGUUUGCCUGACGGUUUUCAAGGGGGCCAGGCAGACAUUUUAGAAGCGAGACCCAUUGGUACCGUCUUUGAAUCAGUGAAACCAAAGCGCUGAAUGCGUUCCAUAAUGGGCAACCCGGCUGUACAUAUGUUGCUGCUAAUGGCCUGUAUGGCAGCCAGAGGAAUGUGCCAGAUAAACAGAGCUGAAGCAGAUGAGGAUUCUCUCCCAGGCUCUCUCGUCCACUCCACCCUGCAGCCUACAGGUUUCCACAGCACCGGCAGUACCAGCAGGGCGCCCGGCCUCCGCCCGGGGGUCGAGGCACAAUCUUCGGGGUGGGGAAACGACAGCGUCGUGAAGAGGCCGAUGCGGCCUCCGCGGUGCCUCGUGACCACCUCGAUUAGCGGCUACUUUAAGUACAUCAACACCAUGAUUUCCGUUGUCGUGUUUGUCGUCGGCCUGGUCGGCAACGCCACCCUGCUGAGGAUUAUAUACCACAACAAGUGCAUGAGGAACGGGCCAAACGCCCUCAUUGCCAGCCUGGCAUUGGGGGACCUCCUCUACAUAAUCACGGGUAUACCCAUCAAUGUAUUCAAGCUGCUGGCGUCGCGCUGGCCUUUCGAAGCCACCGCGUUUGGCCUGUUUCUGUGCAAGUCGCUGCCCUUCCUGCAGAAAGCUUCUGUGGGCAUCACGGUUCUCAACCUGUGCGCGCUCAGCGUGGACAGGUACAGAGCCGUGGCGUCCUGGAGCAGAGUGCAGGGGGUGGGCAUCCCUCUGCUCACGCUCACGGAGAUCGUGUCCAUUUGGCUGCUGUCUCUCUUCCUGGCCGUGCCGGAGGCCAUCGGGUUCGACAUGGUCGACUUUCACCGCGGGAACCAAACCAUACGCACCUGCAUGCUAAAGCCCAAGGGUGGCUUCAUGGAGUUCUACAGGGAUGCAAAAGACUGGUGGUUGUUCGGCUUCUACUUUUGCGUACCGCUCACCUGCACCGCCGUAUUCUACACUCUGAUGACCUGCGAGAUGCUGAACCGCAGGAACGGCAGCCUACGGAUCGCCCUCAGUGAGCACCUCAAACAGAGGAGGGAGGUGGCCAGAGCCGUUUUCUGCCUCGUCCUUAUCUUUGCCCUCUGCUGGUUCCCGAUGCACCUCAGCAGGAUCCUUAAGAAGAUGGUUUACUAUCCGCAGGAUAACAAGCGCUGUGAGCUGUUGAAGUGAGUUUUGGUGGAACAAAUGUAACUUGAAGGUGUAAAGGACACAGAAUAUGCAAAAGUACAUAGCACAGCACUGUUUUGUCAUAUUAAAUGUCUUU
This is a messenger RNA of Gasterosteus aculeatus aculeatus (three-spined stickleback), 1471 nucleotides long. The record is from RefSeq and is a predicted model, not a curated record. NCBI's taxonomy places the organism in Eukaryota, Metazoa, Chordata, Actinopteri, Perciformes, Gasterosteidae.